Messenger RNA from Phacochoerus africanus (Common warthog), 9581 nucleotides. Its product is annotated as teneurin-2. The record is from RefSeq and is a predicted model, not a curated record. Gene Ontology annotation, biological process: heterophilic cell-cell adhesion; signal transduction; neuron development. Lineage: Eukaryota; Metazoa; Chordata; Mammalia; Artiodactyla; Suidae. The transcript has 27 exons. Gene Ontology annotation, cellular component: neuron projection; membrane. The coding region runs from base 335 to 8149 and encodes 2604 amino acids. Gene Ontology annotation, molecular function: protein homodimerization activity; calcium ion binding; cell adhesion molecule binding.
UCCAGCAACUAAUUCCUCAGGAACCUCAUGCUGAGUCUGUCUACAGGGAAGGGAGAAAAAAGGGAGGAGGGAGAGAGCAGAUAUUGCCCAUUAUGUUUUUCCUUCACAGCUGGAGAAGGCCUCAGCUGUGUGGGGCUGGGAUGGCUGGUGAUUUUCAGUAGUUCAAGGGGACUGCAAAAGGAAGGGUAGCCCCAUUCGCAGCUUAGGCCAAUGGUGAGCCAGGCUCUCCUGGUCCUCAGCGUAGCUAGCACACUUGAACUCAAGCCAGACCACCUCUUAGGGAGACGCGUGAGCCUCCCCUCAGCCCGUGAGCCUUCUCCACAGGAAGGUUGUGAUGGAGUCUCUGGGUCGUCCCAUUCCACCUACAUCCUCGUCUAGCCUCCUCCCAUCUGCUCAGCUGCCUAGCUCCCAUAAUCCUCCACCAGUUAGCUGCCAGAUGCCAUUGCUAGACAGCAACACCUCCCAUCAAAUCAUGGACACCAACCCCGAUGAGGAGUUCUCUCCCAAUUCCUACCUGCUCAGAGCAUGCUCAGGGCCCCAGCAAGCCUCCAGCAGUGGCCCUCCAAACCACCACAGCCAGUCGACACUGAGGCCCCCUCUGCCACCCCCGCACAACCACACGCUCUCCCAUCACCACUCGUCCGCCAACUCCCUCAACAGGAACUCCCUGACCAAUCGGCGGAGUCAGAUCCACGCCCCAGCUCCGGCACCCAAUGACCUGGCCACCACGCCGGAGUCCGUCCAGCUUCAGGACAGCUGGGUGCUAAACAGCAACGUGCCCCUGGAGACCCGGCACUUCCUCUUUAAGACGUCCUCGGGAAGCACGCCCCUGUUCAGCAGCUCCUCUCCGGGCUACCCUUUGACCUCAGGAACGGUUUACACACCACCACCCCGCCUGCUACCCCGGAAUACCUUCUCCAGGAAGGCCUUCAAGCUGAAGAAGCCCUCCAAAUACUGCAGCUGGAAAUGUGCCGCCUUGUCCGCCAUUGCCGCGGCCCUGCUCUUGGCCAUCCUGCUGGCGUACUUCAUAGCAAUGCAUCUGCUCGGACUCAAUUGGCAACUCCAGCCGGCAGAUGGACACACCUUUAACAAUGGGAUAAGGACCGGCUUACCAGGAAACGAUGAUGUGGCAACAAUGCCAUCUGGAGGCAAAGUGCCCUGGUCCUUGAAGAACAGUAGCAUAGACAGUGGCGAAGCAGAAGUGGGUCGGCGGGUGACCCAAGAAGUCCCACCAGGCGUGUUUUGGAGAUCACAGAUUCACAUCAGUCAACCCCAGUUCUUAAAGUUCAACAUCUCCCUUGGGAAGGACGCUCUGUUCGGUGUCUACAUAAGAAGAGGACUUCCACCAUCUCAUGCCCAGUAUGACUUCAUGGAGCGUCUGGAUGGGAAGGAGAAGUGGAGCGUGGUCGAGUCGCCCAGGGAACGCCGGAGCAUACAGACCCUGGUUCAAAACGAAGCCGUGUUUGUCCAGUACCUGGACGUGGGCCUGUGGCACCUGGCCUUCUACAAUGAUGGCAAAGACAAAGAAAUGGUUUCCUUCAACACUGUAGUCUUGGAUUCAGUGCAAGACUGUCCACGUAAUUGCCAUGGGAAUGGCGAAUGUGUGUCCGGGCUGUGCCACUGCUUCCCAGGAUUUCUAGGAGCAGACUGCGCUAAAGCCGCCUGCCCUGUCCUCUGCAGUGGGAAUGGACAGUACUCCAAAGGGACAUGCCAGUGCUACAGCGGCUGGAAAGGCGCAGAGUGUGACGUACCCUUGAAUCAGUGCAUUGAUCCUUCCUGCGGGGGCCACGGCUCCUGCAUCGAUGGCAACUGUGUCUGCUCUGCGGGCUACAAGGGCGAGCACUGUGAGGAAGUCGAUUGCUUGGAUCCUACCUGCUCCAGCCAUGGAGUCUGUGUAAAUGGAGAAUGCCUUUGCAGCCCUGGCUGGGGUGGUCUCAACUGUGAGCUGGCAAGGGUCCAGUGCCCGGACCAGUGCAGUGGGCACGGCACUUACCUCCCGGACACGGGCCUCUGCAGCUGUGAUCCCAACUGGAUGGGUCCCGACUGCUCCGUUGAAGUGUGCUCAGUAGACUGUGGCACUCACGGCGUCUGCAUCGGGGGAGCCUGCCGCUGUGAAGAGGGCUGGACAGGCGCAGCUUGUGACCAGCGCGUGUGCCACCCCCGCUGCAUUGAGCACGGGACCUGUAAAGAUGGCAAAUGUGAAUGCCGAGAGGGCUGGAAUGGUGAACACUGCACCAUUGGUAGGCAAACGGCAGGCACCGAAACAGAUGGCUGCCCCGAUUUGUGCAACGGCAACGGGAGAUGCACACUGGGUCAGAACAGCUGGCAGUGUGUCUGCCAGACCGGCUGGAGAGGGCCCGGAUGCAACGUUGCCAUGGAAACCUCCUGCGCGGAUAACAAGGAUAAUGAGGGAGAUGGCCUGGUGGACUGUCUGGACCCUGACUGCUGCCUGCAGUCAGCCUGUCAGAACAGCCUGCUCUGCAGGGGGUCCCGGGACCCCCUGGACAUCAUUCAGCAAGGCCAGACAGACUCGCCUGCAGUGAAGUCCUUCUACGACCGCAUCAAGCUCCUAGCCGGCAAAGACAGCACCCACAUCAUUCCUGGAGACAACCCCUUCAACAGCAGCUUGGUUUCUCUCAUCCGAGGCCAAGUAGUAACUACAGAUGGGACUCCCCUGAUUGGUGUGAACGUGUCUUUUGUCAAGUAUCCAAAAUACGGCUACACCAUCACCCGCCAAGAUGGCACGUUUGACCUGAUUGCCAAUGGCGGCGCCUCCUUGACCCUGCACUUCGAGCGAGCCCCGUUCAUGAGCCAGGAGCGCACCGUGUGGCUGCCAUGGAAUAGCUUUUACGCCAUGGACACCCUGGUGAUGAAAACGGAGGAGAACUCCAUCCCCAGCUGUGACCUCAGCGGCUUUGUCCGGCCGGAUCCAAUCAUCAUCUCCUCCCCGCUGUCCACCUUCUUCAGCGCUGCCCCGGGGCAGAAUCCCAUCGUGCCUGAGACCCAGGUGCUUCAUGAAGAAAUUGAGCUCCCUGGUUCCAACGUGAAGCUUCGCUACCUGAGCUCCAGGACGGCAGGCUACAAGUCGCUGCUGAAGAUCACCAUGACCCAGUCCACGGUGCCCCUGAACCUCAUCAAGGUGCAUCUGAUGGUGGCUGUCGAGGGGCACCUCUUCCAGAAGUCAUUCCAGGCCUCUCCCAACCUGGCCUAUACCUUCAUCUGGGACAAGACGGACGCCUACGGCCAAAGGGUCUACGGACUUUCUGAUGCUGUUGUGUCUGUCGGGUUUGAAUAUGAGACCUGCCCCAGCCUAAUCCUGUGGGAGAAAAGGACAGCUCUCCUCCAGGGAUUUGAGCUGGACCCUUCCAAUCUCGGUGGCUGGUCCCUGGACAAGCAUCACAUCCUCAAUGUUAAAAGUGGAAUCCUACACAAGGGCACUGGGGAGAACCAGUUCCUGACCCAGCAGCCCGCCAUCAUCACCAGCAUCAUGGGCAACGGCCGCCGCCGGAGCAUUUCCUGUCCCAGCUGCAACGGCCUUGCAGAAGGCAACAAGCUUCUGGCCCCGGUAGCUCUGGCCGUUGGCAUCGAUGGCAGCCUCUUCGUGGGUGAUUUCAAUUACAUCCGGCGCAUCUUUCCCUCUCGAAACGUGACCAGCAUCUUGGAGUUACGCAACAACCCGGCACACAAGUACUAUUUGGCGGUGGACCCCGUGUCCGGCUCACUCUACGUGUCUGACACCAACAGCCGACGCAUCUACCGGGUCAAGUCCCUGAGUGGAGCCAAGGACCUGGCUGGGAAUUCGGAAGUCGUGGCGGGGACGGGAGAGCAAUGCCUGCCCUUCGACGAAGCCCGUUGUGGGGAUGGAGGGAAGGCUGUGGACGCAACCCUGAUGAGCCCUCGAGGUAUUGCUGUAGACAAGAAUGGGCUCAUGUACUUUGUCGACGCCACCAUGAUCCGCAAGGUCGACCAGAAUGGAAUCAUCUCCACCUUGCUGGGCUCCAACGACCUCACCGCCGUCCGGCCCCUGAGCUGUGACUCCAGCAUGGACGUGGCCCAGGUCCGCCUGGAGUGGCCAACAGACCUUGCCGUCAACCCCAUGGACAAUUCCCUGUACGUUCUUGAGAACAACGUCAUCCUUCGCAUCACUGAGAACCACCAAGUCAGCAUCAUUGCCGGACGCCCCAUGCACUGCCAGGUACCUGGCAUUGAUUACUCACUCAGCAAACUCGCUAUUCACUCUGCUCUGGAGUCAGCCAGCGCCAUUGCCAUCUCUCACACUGGGGUCCUCUACAUCACCGAGACGGAUGAGAAGAAGAUUAACCGUCUACGCCAGGUAACAACCAAUGGGGAGAUCUGCCUUUUGGCGGGGGCAGCCUCUGACUGCGACUGCAAAAACGACGUCAAUUGCAACUGCUACUCAGGAGAUGAUGCCUAUGCGACAGAUGCCAUCUUGAAUUCCCCGUCAUCCUUAGCCGUGGCGCCAGAUGGUACCAUCUACAUCGCAGACCUUGGAAAUAUUCGGAUCCGGGCGGUCAGCAAGAACAAGCCUGUUCUGAAUGCUUUCAACCAGUACGAGGCUGCAUCGCCCGGAGAACAGGAGCUGUAUGUCUUCAACGCCGAUGGCAUCCACCAGUACACUGUGAGCCUGGUGACAGGGGAGUACUUGUACAAUUUCACCUACAGUGCUGACAAUGACGUCACGGAAUUGAUUGACAAUAACGGAAACUCCCUGAAAAUCCGGCGGGACAGCAGCGGCACGCCCCGCCACCUGCUCAUGCCUGACAACCAGAUCAUCACUCUCACAGUGGGCACCAAUGGAGGUCUCAAGGUCGUGUCCACGCAGAACUUGGAGCUCGGCCUCAUGACCUACGAUGGGAACACUGGCCUCCUGGCCACCAAGAGUGACGAAACAGGAUGGACCACUUUCUACGACUAUGACCACGAGGGCCGCCUAACCAAUGUGACACGCCCCACUGGGGUGGUGACCAGUCUGCACCGGGAAAUGGAGAAAUCCAUCACCAUUGACAUUGAGAACUCCAACCGUGAUGACGAUGUCACAGUCAUCACCAACCUGUCUUCGGUGGAAGCCUCCUACACAGUGGUACAAGAUCAAGUGCGGAACAGCUACCAGCUCUGCAAUAACGGUACCCUGCGGGUGAUGUAUGCCAAUGGGAUGGGGGUCAGCUUCCACAGCGAGCCGCACGUCCUGGCUGGCACCAUCACCCCCACCAUUGGGCGCUGCAACAUCUCCCUGCCCAUGGAGAAUGGCCUCAACUCCAUUGAGUGGCGCCUCAGAAAGGAACAGAUUAAAGGCAAAGUCACCAUCUUUGGCAGGAAGCUCCGGGUGCAUGGAAGAAACCUCUUGUCCAUCGACUACGACCGCAAUAUCCGGACAGAGAAGAUCUACGAUGAUCACCGCAAGUUCACCCUGAGGAUCAUUUACGACCAGGUGGGCCGCCCCUUCCUCUGGCUCCCCAGCAGUGGCCUGGCAGCCGUCAACGUGUCUUACUUCUUCAAUGGGCGCCUGGCCGGCCUGCAGCGCGGGGCCAUGAGCGAGAGGACGGACAUCGACAAGCAAGGCCGGAUCGUGUCCCGCAUGUUUGCAGAUGGGAAAGUGUGGAGCUACUCGUACCUUGACAAGUCCAUGGUCCUCCUGCUUCAGAGUCAGCGUCAGUACAUAUUCGAGUAUGACUCCUCAGAACGUCUCCAUGCCGUCACCAUGCCCAGCGUUGCCCGGCAUAGCAUGUCCACCCACACCUCCAUUGGCUACAUCCGCAACACUUACAACCCGCCUGAGAGCAAUGCUUCGGUCAUCUUUGACUACAGCGAUGAUGGCCGCAUCCUGAAGACAUCCUUUUUGGGCACGGGGCGCCAGGUAUUCUACAAGUACGGGAAGCUCUCCAAGCUGUCAGAGAUUGUCUACGACAGCACUGCCAUCACUUUCGGGUACGAUGAGACCACCGGGGUCUUAAAAAUGGUCAACCUCCAAAGCGGGGGCUUCUCCUGCACCAUCCGGUACCGGAAGAUUGGCCCACUCGUAGACAAGCAGAUCUACCGGUUCUCCGAGGAAGGCAUGGUCAAUGCCAGGUUUGAAUACACCUAUCAUGACAACAGCUUUCGGAUCGCAAGCAUCAAGCCUGUCAUAAGUGAGACUCCCCUUCCCGUGGACCUCUACCGCUAUGACGAGAUUUCCGGCAAAGUGGAGCACUUUGGCAAGUUUGGAGUCAUCUAUUAUGAUAUCAACCAGAUCAUCACCACUGCCGUGAUGACCCUCAGCAAACACUUUGACACCCACGGGCGGAUCAAGGAAGUCCAGUAUGAGAUGUUCCGGUCCCUCAUGUACUGGAUGACGGUGCAGUAUGACAGCAUGGGCAGGGUGAUCAAGAGGGAGCUGAAACUGGGGCCCUAUGCCAACACCACUAAGUACACCUACGACUAUGAUGGGGAUGGGCAGCUCCAGAGUGUGGCCGUCAAUGACCGCCCAACCUGGCGCUACAGCUACGACCUCAAUGGGAACCUCCACUUGCUGAACCCAGGGAACAGUGUGCGCCUCAUGCCCCUGCGUUAUGACCUCCGGGAUCGGAUAACCAGACUGGGCGACGUGCAGUACAAAAUUGACGAUGAUGGCUAUCUGUGCCAGCGCGGUGCUGACAUCUUUGAGUACAACUCCAAGGGCCUGCUAACGAGAGCCUACAACAAGGCCAGUGGGUGGAGUGUCCAGUACCGCUAUGAUGGCGUGGGGCGGCGGGCUUCCUACAAGACCAACCUGGGCCACCAUCUGCAGUAUUUCUACUCCGACCUCCACAACCCAACUCGCAUCACCCACGUCUACAAUCACUCCAACUCGGAAAUAACCUCACUCUACUACGACCUUCAAGGUCACCUCUUUGCCAUGGAGAGCAGUAGUGGGGAGGAGUACUACGUUGCCUCGGAUAACACAGGGACUCCCCUGGCCGUGUUCAGCAUCAACGGUCUCAUGAUCAAACAGUUGCAGUACACCGCCUAUGGGGAGAUUUACUACGACUCCAACCCUGACUUUCAGAUGGUCAUUGGCUUCCAUGGGGGACUCUACGAUCCCCUGACCAAGCUCGUCCAUUUCACUCAGCGUGACUACGACGUGCUGGCAGGACGAUGGACCUCUCCGGACUAUACCAUGUGGAAAAACGUGGGCAAGGAGCCAGCCCCCUUUAACCUGUAUAUGUUCAAGAGCAACAAUCCUCUCAGCAAUGAGCUGGACUUGAAGAACUACGUGACAGAUGUGAAAAGCUGGCUUGUGAUGUUUGGAUUUCAGCUUAGCAACAUAAUUCCUGGCUUCCCAAGAGCCAAAAUGUAUUUCGUACCUCCACCCUAUGAACUGUCAGAGAGUCAAGCAAGUGAGAGUGGACAGCUCAUUACCGGUGUCCAGCAGACCACCGAGAGGCACAACCAGGCCUUUCUGGCUCUUGAAGGGCAGGUCAUUUCUAAAAAGCUCCACGCCAGCAUCCGGGAGAAAGCAGGCCACUGGUUUGCCACCACGACGCCCAUCAUCGGCAAAGGCAUCAUGUUCGCCAUCAAAGAGGGGCGAGUGACCACCGGCGUGUCCAGCAUCGCCAGCGAGGACAGCCGCAAGGUGGCGUCCGUGCUGAACAACGCCUACUACCUGGACAAGAUGCACUAUAGCAUCGAGGGCAAGGACACCCACUACUUUGUGAAGAUCGGCUCCGCCGACGGUGACCUGCUCACGCUGGGCACCACCAUUGGCCGCAAGGUGCUGGAGAACGGGGUGAACGUGACCGUGUCGCAGCCCACGCUGCUGGUCAACGGCAGGACUCGAAGGUUCACCAACAUCGAGUUCCAGUACUCCACGCUGCUGCUCAGCAUCCGCUACGGCCUCACCCCCGACAGCCUGGACGAAGAGAAGGCCCGCGUCCUGGACCAGGCCAGGCAGAGGGCCCUGGGCACUGCCUGGGCCAAGGAGCAGCAGAAAGCCAGGGACGGCAGAGAGGGCAGCCGCCUGUGGACCGAGGGCGAGAAGCAGCAGCUCCUGAGCACGGGGCGCGUGCAAGGCUACGAGGGCUACUACGUGCUCCCCGUGGAGCAGUACCCGGAGCUUGCAGACAGUAGCAGCAACAUCCAGUUCUUAAGACAGAAUGAGAUGGGAAAGAGGUAACAACAUCAUCUGCUGCCAUUCCUCGUCUGGAUGGCUCGGCGGGAGUAACUGUUAUCUCCUCUCCUAAGGAGAUGAAGACCUAACAGGGGCACUACGGCCGGGCUGCUUUAGGAGACCAAGUGGCAAGAAAGCUCACAUUUUUUGAGUUCAAAUGCUACUGUCCAUGCCAGAAGUCCCACCUCCUGAAGUAGACUCAAGCCUGGCUGCAAAUUCCUGAGGAAAACCAGACAAACGAAUGAACCAACACCCAACCACGUUCCAAGUUCCCCUACAAUAUGACCCACUUGUUCGGGGUCUACACAGCAAAGAGACGGAAAGAGACGCAACGUGUCCAAAAGGAACAAGAGAACACACACAUACACACACACACACACACACACACACACGAAGAAAAAAAAAACAAAAAACACAAAAAAACCAACACACCGACCUGAAAACAAAACAAAACAAAACAAAAAAAGACCAGAGACGUGAAGAGGAGAAGGCUCCUGUUCUAUUACCUCACUCAUUCACACGUGAGCGACGCACAGACAUCUGUGAGGGCCAGCAUCCCAGAACCAGCUGAGCACCACCACUCAGACUGCUUGUUGGACCAAUACUACAGACGUUUUCGUUUAAACCAAUACAGGUGCAUUUAAACCACGACUUUGGGGGCGAUUUGUGUGUAGCGACGGGGGAGGGGGGGAAAUCAAAGUGAAAGAGUGAGCACUGGAAAUACUUUUUAAAGGGGAAAAAAAAAAAAACCUAUGAAAACACAAGGGGGAAAAAAAAAAGGAAAUUAAUAUGGAAAAUCCAAGCGAAAGAAGACCGUUCAGCACUUAAUCCUCAGGUCCCCACUUAGUCCGGCCUGAGCUAAUUUAUUUGAGCGCAGAGUGUAAGAUGUAAUUCUGAUGGUGGCUAUACUCACUCCAGAUAAAUUUCAUACUCUUUUGUCUUUGCAGAUUCCAUUGUGGACAGUAAUACGCAGUUACAGGGUGUAGUCUGUUUAGAUUCCGUAGUUCGUGGGUAUCAGUUGCAGUAGAGGUGUGGCAUCGUGACACUCUUUUGCUAACGGGCACCACUUCCGAUCACCCUGUACAUACAUAAGCCUCAAGGCACAAUCACUGUUUGAGAUUUAAAACUAUUAGUGUGUUUGUUUGGUCCAGAAACUGAGACAAUCACAUGACAGUCACCACGAGGAGAGAAACGAAAAAAUUUUAAAAACCCACAAAAACACAAAAAAAAGUUAAAAAACAAAAACAAACAAAAAAAAAGGUCUAAUAAGAACUUUGGUACAGGAACUUUUUUGUAAUAUACAUGUAUGAAUUGUUCAUCGAGUUUUUAUAUUAAUUUUAAUUUGCUGCUAAGCAAAGACUAGGGACAGGCAAAGAUAAUUUAUGGCAAAGUGUUUAAAUUGUUUAUACAUAAAUAAAGUCUCUAAAACUCCUGUGGA